GCUCUUCUGAUCAACGAGAAGUUUACAAGAUGGGGCUUGAAAGUACUAUGGUCUGUGUGGACAACAGUGAAUACAUGAGAAAUGGGGACUUCCUGCCCACGAGACUGCAGGCCCAACAGGAUGCCGUCAACAUCGUUUGCCACUCCAAGACCCGCAGCAACCCAGAGAACAAUGUGGGACUCAUCACAAUGGCUAACAACUGUGAGGUGCUGACCACCCUCACCCCAGACACAGGACGCAUCCUCUCCAAACUGCACGCUGUCCAGCCGAGAGGGGAUAUUUGCUUUAGCACUGGCAUCAGAGUGGCCCAUCUGGCCUUGAAGCACAGACAGGGGAAAAACCACAAGAUGAGGAUCAUCGCUUUUGUGGGCAGCCCAGUGGAGGACAGUGAGAAGGAUCUUGUCAAACUGGCAAAGCGUUUGAAAAAAGAGAAGGUCAAUGUGGAUAUCGUGAACUUUGGGGAGGAGGAGGUGAACACGGAGAAGCUGACGGCGUUCAUCAACACGCUGAAUGGGAAGGAGGGCACCGGCUCUCACCUGGUGACGGUCCCCCCGGGCCCCAGCCUGGCCGACGCCCUGCUCUCCUCCCCCAUCCUUGCUGGCGAGGGCGGCACCAUGAUGGGCUUGGGCGCCAGCGACUUCGAGUUUGGGGUGGACCCCAGUGCUGACCCCGAGCUGGCCCUGGCUCUGCGCGUGUCCAUGGAGGAGCAAAGGCAGCGGCAGGAGGAGGAGGCUCGCAGAGUAGCUGCAGCAUCAGCAGCUGAAGUAGGCAUGCCCACCCCCACCGCAGACGAGUCCGAGGAGGCCCUACUGAAGAUGUCCCAGCCUGAGUCAGGAGUAGCAGCUAUGCCAGACUUCAGCAGCAUGACGGAGGAGGAGCAGAUUGCCUAUGCCAUGCAGAUGUCCCUGGCUGGGGGAGAGUUUGGCGAGUCAGCUAUGGACACAAGUGGACCUAUGGACACCACGGAGACCACUAAGGAGGAGGAGGACUACGAUGUGAUGCAGGACCCCGAGUUCCUCCAGAGCGUCCUGGAGAACCUGCCCGGAGUGGAUCCCAACAACGAGGCCAUCCGCAACGCCAUGGGCUCACUGGCCUCACAGACCGGCGGCUCCAAACCUCCCGAGGGCAAGAAAGAUGAGAAGAAGAAAUGAGAGAUGGAGGAAUCAAAAUGGCGGCUGACCCACAGACUAUUUCAACAGGGACGGGGAGGAACAUCUGACCAGACGGGGGACAACGGGGACAAGACCGACAAAGCAAAGACAAGUGUGUUAAUAUACAGACUAAACCAAACCCACGACAGUAUCCAGAAACGGACAGAUCGAUAAAUAACCAGACUCACGGCCGGAUGAAUAGAAACUACAAAAGAAGAACAGGGGGAUGACUGUGUGGUGACCUACAAUAAUAAUAAAUAAUAAAAUACAAAAAAACAUUAAUAUAAAAAGAAAACAAUCCAUUCAUUUUCCUAUCUCUCUUGCUACGAAGCUGAUGUUGCUUAUGCAUCUGAUAUACCUACCUAAGUGUAGUCUAGCCUAAACUGUUAUUGUUUUUAUUUUGUUUUGAUUUUUUUUCUAUUGCAAAUAAAGUGGAGUUGGACUGAA
Messenger RNA from Alosa sapidissima (American shad), 1598 nucleotides. It is a transcript of the gene psmd4a, whose product is annotated as proteasome 26S subunit ubiquitin receptor, non-ATPase 4a. The record is from RefSeq and is a predicted model, not a curated record. Gene Ontology annotation, cellular component: proteasome regulatory particle, base subcomplex; nucleus; cytosol. Gene Ontology annotation, biological process: proteasome-mediated ubiquitin-dependent protein catabolic process. The coding region runs from base 30 to 1151 and encodes 373 amino acids. The transcript is spliced from 11 exons. NCBI's taxonomy places the organism in Eukaryota, Metazoa, Chordata, Actinopteri, Clupeiformes, Clupeidae. Gene Ontology annotation, molecular function: polyubiquitin modification-dependent protein binding.